GUCACAAGUCACGCUCUCGGUGAAUGGCAGUGAGCGUGCGCAUUCGUGGACGUGGCAGUGACGUUACGCACACCGGAAGCGGUAAGGACUGAAGUGAAACCCCGACCUCCGUAUCGUCGACAAGCCGGGAAUACUGGAAAAAAAACGACGAAAUGAUACAGUUACCAUGAUGUGCGGAGUCGCUGGACAACAGUCAGCACUUUCAAGCUUUUAGUAACAUCUCAAGUCUGAAGUGUCUGCUUUGGCUUCAUAAAGGCCCCAACAGAGAGUUUCACAGCAGCCGGAUCACUUCAGAUUCACUGUCACAUAUACACAUCCUGAUACCGCUGAGGGAAGGAGGUUCUGCAGCAUUAUUAUGACGUGUCGGGACCGCACACUUGAGUUCCAGUCGGCUUGUAAGUCACUGCAGGGGAGACAGUUACAGAAUGGGACUCAAAAUAAACCUGCCAUUAAUGCCCUCAAACAGCGCAGUGACUUCACUCUUAUGGCCAAGAGAAUUGGGAAAGACUUGAGCAACACAUUUGCCAAGCUUGAAAAGCUUACAAUUUUGGCCAAAAGGAAGUCUUUGUUCGAUGAUAAAGCAGUGGAGAUUGAGGAGUUAACAUACAUUGUUAAACAGGACAUCAACAGUCUGAAUAAGCAGAUAGCACAGCUGCAAGACCUCGUACGAUCCCGCAGUGGGCAAAAUGGCCGUCACAUCCAGACACAUUCCAACACAAUUGUUGUAUCCCUGCAGUCCAAGCUGGCAUCAAUGUCAAAUGAUUUCAAGUCAGUCCUGGAAGUGAGAACAGAGAAUCUGAAGCAGCAGCGCAGCAGAAGAGAGCAUUUCUCCCAGGCCCCCGUCUCGGCCUCUCCUCUGCUCACCAAUAACUUCAACAGCUCAGUUCUGAUGCAGGAUGAGUCCAGGAGUCUUGGAGGAGAGGUGGCCAUCGAUAUGGACUCUAGAGCAAACCCUCUGCAGCUGCAGCUCAUCGAUGAACAGGACUCGUAUAUACAGAGCCGAGCGGAUACCAUGCAGAACAUUGAGAGCACCAUUGUGGAGUUGGGCUCCAUCUUUCAGCAGUUGGCGCACAUGGUCAAAGAGCAGGAAGAGACGGUUCAGAGGAUCGAUGCCAAUGUGGAGGACACCCAGCUGAAUGUGGAAAUGGCCCACACUGAGAUACUGAAGUACUUCCAGUCCGUCUCCUCCAAUCGCUGGCUCAUGAUCAAGAUAUUCCUUGUUCUCAUCAUCUUCUUUAUCAUCUUUGUGGUCUUCCUCGCCUGAGAAGGAUCGACCCCGAGCAUAAGGAGGGAUGAAAAUGGAGCCAAAGGGUUUGAAGGAGGGAGGAUGGACUAAUGGACUUAAGUCCACAGGCAAUGGACUUAUGGGCGAAUGUGCAAAAUCACAAGUGGACUGGACUCUUUGGGUUGGGCCGGGGGGCGGGGUUUGGGGGGGGUUCUGAUGCUCAUUAGUGGGUUAGUCAGAGUAUCUUGAGUCAGAUGUUAAUUCUGUCACUCUCUUACUCUGGAGAGAGAUGGAGGAUGAUGGAGAUGCUGAUGAAGGUGGAGAUUUGCUGUGUAUUUAAAUAGAGAGGAGGGUGUUCUGAUUCACUUUGUUCUCUUUAAGCUUCAUCUACAUCUGCAUUAAUAUUCAAGCCUUCGUUUCUUAUUAAUAAUCGCAUAUUAAAAGAGAAGGCUUUUUCCCAAGUGGUUUGAUUCUCCAAACUGGUUUAGUUUUUUUCGCAGUGUUGUCAGUAAUCAGCUAUAACAUUUUUACAGUAAAUUAAAUGAGACCUGAUUCUCCUCGUAAAAUAAGCCUGAUAAUAAUAAUUCCCCCAUUAAUCUUUAUUAAUGUGUUUUUAUAUCAAAGACAUGCAAUUAUUUGCCAUUUAUGGGUGAAUCUCUAACAAAGAAAUAUCAGAGUUAUAUUUCACCCCAAAAAUUGCAAGGGAAAAAUGAUUUAUAAUUAAUUUAUAAUUGUAUUUUUAUAAUUAAUUAUAUUUUGAAAAAGUGAUGUCUGUUUUAGGACCAUUAUGGCAUUUUUUCAUGAAAAUAAGUUCUUAUAUGUAAUGUGAAAUAAUUGCUGUAUGAUAACGCUAAUCACUAUAUCUAACGUGAUCUUUUUAGUUAUUAAUUACAGUAUAAAUUAAAUUCUUACCAAUGUUCUUAUAAAUGUGCAAAUACAUUUAUAAUUGAAUUUAUAAAUUUAUCAACAUUCAUGGGAAUUUUGGAGGGAAUUGUGCUUAGUAUUAAAAUAAUGCCACAAUGCAAAAAAAUAGACUACAUUUUCCUUUUUGGGUGGUGAAAUAGAAGUCUGACACUUUCAUGAGAUUCUCCCUUCUAGUGUUAAGGCCGUCUGAUUUCAGGCCUUGUAAAUAUGGGGUCUGUAAUAUUAUAUACGGUUUAGAAACUUUCAGGUUCUUUUUCUUUUCCUUUUUUUCUUUGAGUUUGAUUCUGCCAAAUACACAAAGAGGGGUUAGAGGAAGUUGCCUGGUCUUAUGAUUUUACUUUGUGCAGGAAUAAACAAGGUGCGAAUGAAGACCAGUGUUUUGUACAGUACUAUGAAAUUUAAAACCUAUCGGUACUCACUGGUUUCUUUCAUCUGUGUGGAGCAACUUUGGCCUGAUGAACUACUGGCCACAUGCACAAAGAACUGAAGACCAGCUCCUUCAAGCUGCGAUGCUGUGAAUAAUGAAACCGGAGAGGGAGCUGGCAGAGAUGAUGUUUUCUUCAUUUAGAAGCAGCGUUUUCAAGGUCAAACUCUCUAAUUUUGUAAAUCACAGACUUCCUUUCUCCCGCACACGCCACAUAAUCUCAAAUCAAACUCAUGAACGAUGUACAGUGUAAUAUUUAAUGAACACUUUUUAUGAAGACUCUUGUUUCCAGGCUUUUUUUUAGCUGAACGGUCUGCAUCUCUUGUAUAAACUGGACACUGUUGUAAUGUAAGGACAAACAGUACAUAUUAAAACACAUCUGAGAAACUGA
Molecule: messenger RNA, 2964 nt
Organism: Cyprinus carpio (common carp)
Lineage: Eukaryota; Metazoa; Chordata; Actinopteri; Cypriniformes; Cyprinidae
Product: syntaxin-5-like
Biological process (GO): intracellular protein transport; endoplasmic reticulum to Golgi vesicle-mediated transport; vesicle fusion
Cellular component (GO): Golgi membrane; SNARE complex; endomembrane system
Molecular function (GO): SNARE binding; SNAP receptor activity
Source: RefSeq, a predicted model, not a curated record